AUGCCUGAGGAGCCAGAGGCUGCUCCACUCUAUGAGGUUGAUGAGGAGGUGCUGGCAUCGAAAGCGGACAGUGGCCUCCUCUGGCUUGCAAUCGAAGGCGUCGUCUAUGACCUCUCGCAGUGGCACGAACACCCAGGAGGUACGGAAGUGCUGCGUCGGUUUGCCGGCAAAGAUGCAACAGCAGAGUUUCAGAAGGCCUGCCAGUGCAAAACUUCACUUGCUUCCGUGUCUCGAUACCAGGUGGGGGUUCUGAGACUUCCGCCUCAUGAGUACCGCAUCUUUGAACAUCCUGUAGAGGAAGGCGAGAUGCGAAGGCUGCUGACGUUCGCCCUGCCGAGCCUUAUCAUUGGCAUUGUUGGGCUGAAGGUCUUCACAGGGGAGGUUGCUGAGGCGAGUCAAAGCCUUGGGGUGCUCCCGGGGCUGCUGGUAGCAGUAGGGGCGGGGACUUUUGGUAUCCUCACGCCCAUGAGGCGACGCCUUGGCGGUAGCAGCGUGGGCAGCUCCAGUGGUUGGCACGCCCACAUUAUCGCACUUGGCAUUACUGCCCUGUGCGGAAUCCUUCCCAUCGCCGCCUCCUCAAGCUGGACGUCGCUUGGAGGCGCCGCAUCUCAAGGUCUUGAGCUGUUGUCCUUGGGCUUGUUUGCUGCGGAGACCAUGCUGGCACCUGCCAUGCCGCUUCCUACGGUCCCUGCACUUCUGUGUCUCUUCAGUUGGUAUGAUCGAGGCUUGCGACCGGCUGACUUCUUUCAUGAAGGCAUCUACAAUCCUUGGCGCUGGUGCAUGGCCUGUGUGGCCUUGAUCGUGCUCCUAACGCGCCUUGCCGAUGGCCGUGCCGCCUGUGCGAGAAGGGCGCUGGCUCUCACCAGUCUCUACGCUUCUGCCGGGGUUUGUCUCUACGUGGCACUACAGCCAGAUGCAAGCGAGCUCCGUCAAAUCUUCACAGCGUCUCCUCUGAGAAUGGGUGGUUUGCUGGUUUUUGCCAGCUUUGCCUCGAUGUUGGCCCAGUUGGCUUUGCUGGACAUGGCCCUGCGCUGCUCAUCAAGCUUCGCAACGCGUUGUGUGGCCUUUACGCUGGCACUUCUCAACUUUGCCCUCUACGGGCUCUCCAGUUGGCGCUGGCUGCUGGCUGCGGGCGUGGUCCUGCACUUCUUGGAGCUGUCGAGGCACCACCGCGGGCGAUUGGAUCAGGCGGCCACGGCUGGACGAUUUGCGGAGCUACCUUGGCACUUCCUCGGAGCACAGGCGCUGUGGGACAGUGGUCGCGUGUCUGUCCUGGGCUACCUGUGGAGGGCCACUGUGUGCAAUCUGCAGAAUGUUGUCACAUCGAUCAUCCCUGAUGAGCUGCGGGUUUACGCUUGUGAGGCGCCAGUUCCGUACUAUGGCGAGAAUGUUGCCAUGGGCCUAGCAGCCCAGUAUGUUCCGCCCAAGGCACGGGGCAAAGACCGCCGCAGGCCAAACUUCUUCGUAUGCAACGUGGGUCAGAUCGUGGAGUCGGCCCUCCCAGACCUGCAGCAUACCAUGAACACGCUCGUCGACGUUUGGGGCGAGUUCCACGAUCCUACCCUUCCGGGCCUCUGCGCAAAUGUCGUCAUGGUGUUCCCCACCUCCGGUCAAGGAUGGGCUAAGGAGAUCAACCUGUCUGUCUGGGAGUCUGGCAAGGAUGCUUUUGACUGGUACGUGAAGAGCAAGGGGCACAAGAAGGCCUUGAUGGAGCAUACAUCUGGCAUCUUGCGCACGUUUGGUAACCUCCUCGCUUCGCUGGAGCCUGCAGAACCCAUCAAGUACCAGGACAGAUGUCGGCGGUGCGGACGAACUGUGGAGGCGGCUCCUGGCCAGCCGGCGCAGCCUGCCUGCCCAGUAUGCGGUGCCGGCACUUUCCGCUACAACCUCUUCUGA
Symbiodinium pilosum is the source of this 1896-nucleotide messenger RNA. The record is from the annotation of a GenBank genome assembly. Lineage: Eukaryota; Dinophyceae; Suessiales; Symbiodiniaceae.